AUGGGGUGCGGUGCAAGCAAGGAAGAUACCGCCGGAAAGGCGAGAAAUGAUGAGAUCGAUAAUCAGCUGAAGAGGGACAAAAUGGCCCAGCGCAAUGAGAUCAAAAUGCUUCUACUUGGUGCCGGUGAAUCUGGGAAGUCAACAAUUCUGAAGCAGAUGAAACUCAUUCAUGAGGGUGGUUAUUCGCGCGACGAACGCGAAUCGUUCAAGGAAAUCAUCUACUCCAAUACCGUCCAGUCCAUGCGUGUCAUUUUGGAGGCCAUGGAGUCUCUCGAGCUACCUCUGGACGACCAGCGCGCCGAAUAUCACGUCCAGACAAUCUUCAUGCAGCCACCACAGAUAGAAGGUGACAGCCUGCCACCCGAGGUGGGCGCAGCUAUCAAGGCCCUGUGGCAGGAUGCUGGAGUCCAGGAAUGCUUUAAACGAUCAAGAGAGUAUCAAUUGAACGAUUCGGCACGAUAUUAUUUCGAUUCUAUUGACCGCAUCGCCGCUCACGACUACCUUCCCAAUGACCAAGACGUCCUGCGAUCACGAGUCAAAACAACCGGUAUCACCGAGACCACCUUCAUCAUCCAGGACCUUACGUAUCGCAUGUUUGACGUGGGUGGGCAACGAUCUGAGCGAAAGAAGUGGAUUCACUGCUUCGAAAACGUCACCACAAUUCUUUUCUUGGUGGCCAUAUCAGAAUAUGACCAGUUGCUCUUUGAAGAUGAGACUGUCAACAGAAUGCAAGAGGCCCUCACACUGUUCGACAGCAUAUGUAACUCCCGGUGGUUCAUCAAGACCAGCAUCAUUCUGUUCUUGAAUAAAAUCGACAGAUUCAAGGAGAAGUUGCCCGUAAGCCCGAUGCAAAACUACUUCCCUGACUACGAAGGUGGUCCUGAUUACGCCGCUGCUUGUGACUAUAUCCUGAACCGAUUCGUGUCGCUCAACCAGGCAGAGACCAAGCAGAUCUACACGCACUUUACCUGCGCCACAGAUACCACACAGAUAAGAUUCGUGAUGGGCGCAGUCAACGAUAUCAUCAUCCAAGAGAACCUUCGAAUGUGUGGUCUCAUAUGA
Messenger RNA from Fonsecaea pedrosoi CBS 271.37, 1062 nucleotides. Its product is annotated as guanine nucleotide-binding protein subunit alpha. The transcript is spliced from 5 exons. Lineage: Eukaryota; Fungi; Ascomycota; Eurotiomycetes; Chaetothyriales; Herpotrichiellaceae. The record is from RefSeq and is a predicted model, not a curated record. Bases 1 to 1062 code for a protein of 353 amino acids. Gene Ontology annotation, molecular function: GTP binding; G protein-coupled receptor binding; GTPase activity. Gene Ontology annotation, cellular component: heterotrimeric G-protein complex. Gene Ontology annotation, biological process: G protein-coupled receptor signaling pathway.